GCAGCUCCAACAACCACAACAGCGGCACCAACAACCACGACCGCAGCUCCAACAACCACAACUGCAGCUCCAACAACCACGACUGCAGCUCGAACAACCACGACCGCAGCUCCAACAACCACAACUGCAGCUCCAACAACCACGACCGCAGCUCCAACAACGACUGCAGCUCCAACAACCACAACAGCGGCACCAACAACCACGACCGCAGCUCCAACAACGACUGCAGCUCCAACAACCACAACAGCGGCACCAACAACCACGACCGCAGCUCCAACAACGACUGCAGCUCCAACAACCACAACAGCGGCACCAACAACCACGACCGCAGCUCCAACAACCACAACUGCAGCUCCAACAACCACGACUGCAGCUCGAACAACCACGACCGCAGCUCCAACAACCACAACUGCAGCUCCAACAACCACGACUGCAGCUCCAACAACUACGACCGCAGCUCCAACAACCACGACAGCCACAUCAACAACCACGACAGCGGCACCAACAACCACAACUGCAGCUCCAACAACCACGACCGCCGCACCAACAACCACGACAGCCACAUCAACAACCACGACAGCUGCACCAACAACAACGACCGCAGCUCCAACUACCACAACAACGCUCCAACAACCACGACCGCCGCACCAACAAUGA
Molecule: messenger RNA, 657 nt
Organism: Oreochromis niloticus (Nile tilapia)
Lineage: Eukaryota; Metazoa; Chordata; Actinopteri; Cichliformes; Cichlidae
Product: integumentary mucin C.1-like
Exons: 2
Source: RefSeq, a predicted model, not a curated record